Drosophila nasuta is the source of this 1173-nucleotide messenger RNA. RefSeq lists its product as uncharacterized. Bases 106 to 1173 code for a protein of 355 amino acids. The record is from RefSeq and is a predicted model, not a curated record. Gene Ontology annotation, molecular function: catalytic activity. The transcript has 3 exons. Lineage: Eukaryota; Metazoa; Arthropoda; Insecta; Diptera; Drosophilidae.
CGGAGCUACUCCUUGCCCUGGAGGAAGUGUCCGCCUACGCGGCUUUGGUCCAAGAACCGUGGAUAGCGUCGGGCAACACGGUGGCUGGACUGAAGUCGCCCAACUAUGAUUUAUACGUCCCGACAUUGCAACGACGAUCUAACCGUGGUGGUGCUGGAGAGCCGUGAAGGAUGUUUGCUGCUGGCAUCCUGUUAUAUGGCCCACGACAAGCCGGCUCCACCUGACGAGCUGCGGAGGCUGGUGGACAUGGUCUGCUCCUCCAAUAAGCAUAUUAUUAUCGGAACGGACGCCAACGCCCACCAUAGCGUCUGGGGAAGUCCCGACAUCAACGACAGGGGUGAGUCAGUUCUUGAUUUUAUCCUUAACCAUAAGCUUAGACUAGCCAACAGGGGUGAGGUAUCUACCUAUGUAGGUCCCACCUCCAGUAAUGUGCUGGACUUAACGAUUUCAACUGAGUGUACCAAUGUUGAAGAGUGGAGGGUCCUGGACAGACCCUCCUUCUCGGACCAUAAGUACAUUCAAUUUACCAUUCCUUUUAACAGGGUACCUGCGGCUCAGCCGUUCAGAAAUCCCCGUAACACGAACUGGGCGAAAUUCUCUAGCCUUGUUUCCAAGUCUCUUGGUUCGCCGGGUAACAUCAACUCGGUGCAGGACCUAGAAACUAAUGUCAAUGUCCUUUCUGCAGGACUACUUUCAGCGUUUCGCCAAUCUUGUAGACUCUCAAGACCGACGAGAAGAUCGAAGCCACCCUGGUGGAACCCAGAUCUCUCAUCGCUACGUGGAGAGCUUACUAGCAUGUUUCAACUUGCUAAGAAGGCGGACAACGAAUAUGUCUGGGACGAGUAUAGGUCUCUCCUGAAGUCGUACAAGAAGAUGAUCCGAUCAUCCAAAAGGUCUUCAUGGAGAACCUUCUGCUCGGACCUGGAUAACAUCAAAGACACCUCCAGACUGAGGAAGCUGCUGUCCAAGCAGGCUUCCAGUCCUAGUCUGCUCAAAGACAACGAUUUGCUGCGGUACAGCCCAGAUUCGUUUAGAUACCUCGUUAGCACCGAUGAAAACACCUUUGUGCCAUCAAGCUUCGCACUCCGAGCCUAUCCUGGCGACACCCCCUUCUCCAGUUCCACGGAAACGAACAUGCGUAGAGGCAGAUCCAAUGCCCCGACCGACUCCUAG